CGCAAAAUAUGUGACGUCACACGAAGAUUAAAUUUAAUUUAAUUAUGAUUUAAAUAAGCUUUUAAUGAGGUGAUUUUCUAAAUUUCAUAUUUAUUAUUAAAUAUACAUUGAUUUGUCUAAAUCCUAAUAAAAUAAGGGAUAUUUCAGUGUAAACACACCUUUACAUAAUUUUGACAGACCUAUAACCUACAAAAGUGACAUUUUUAAAUUUUCCUAAUUUUCGCAUUUUAUGUUAUCAUGUCGACACUAGAGUUAGUUCAAACUCUAAAAAAAGACAACGGCCGUGUUUGGAACGUAAGCUGGCACCCUAAAGGCGAGUCUUUUGCUUCCUGUAGUGAAGAUAAGUCUAUUAGAAUUUGGGCUAAAGAUGGCUCAAAGUACACAAAUAAAGUAGUUUUAACCGAUGGCCAUAAACGUACGAUAAGAGAGGUUGCAUGGUCGCCUUGUGGUGAUUUUCUUGCGUCAGCUAGUUUUGACGCUACCACUUGUGUAUGGGAUAAAAAGAAUGGAGAGUUCACUUGCAAUGUAACACUCGAGGGGCAUGAAAAUGAAGUUAAAUCAGUUGCAUAUUCAAGUAAUGGUUUACAUUUGGCCACAUGUAGUAGGGAUAAAUCUGUUUGGGUUUGGGAGGUAGCCGGUGAAGAUGAAUAUGACUGUGUUGCUGUGUUAAACAGCCAUACGCAAGAUGUGAAAAAAAUUGUCUGGCAUCCUUCUAAAGAGAUAUUAGCAUCUGCUUCAUAUGACAACACUGUGAAGUUAUUUAAGGACGAUGUAGCUUUAGGUGAAUGGGUAAACUCCAAUACCUUACAUGGUCAUGAAUCCACCGUGUGGAGUAUAGAUUUUGAUGCUACAGGGGAAAGAAUAGCUUCUGUUAGUGAUGAUAAAACCCUUAAAAUCUGGAAGGAAUACCCUCCGGGUAAUCCAGAAGGUAUCCCCACCGAAGAUAAGGAAUCAGCAUGGAAAUGUGUUUGCACAAUCUCUGGACAUCACAUGAGGACUAUUUAUGAUGUAACAUGGUGCCCUCUAACAGGCCUUAUCGCAACUGCAUGUGGUGAUGAUGCCAUAAGAAUUUUCAAAGAGGAAAAUGGAUGUGAUCCCAACGCCCCCACAUUUAAUUUAGUCGCCACAGUUGAAAGGGCACACAGUCAAGACGUAAACUGUGUCUCAUGGAACCCAAAAACACCUGGUUUACUAUUAUCAUGUAGUGAUGAUGCAGAAAUCAAAGUUUGGAAGUUUAAGGAAUAAAAAGACUUAUAUUUUGUUUUGUAUAUAGAUUAAAGGCUUUUAAAAUAAACAUUGAGACUUUUG
Messenger RNA from Brassicogethes aeneus, 1308 nucleotides. The record is from the annotation of a GenBank genome assembly. Lineage: Eukaryota; Metazoa; Arthropoda; Insecta; Coleoptera; Nitidulidae.